Messenger RNA from Fundulus heteroclitus (mummichog), 786 nucleotides. Its product is annotated as cholecystokinin. The coding region runs from base 104 to 517 and encodes 137 amino acids. The record is from RefSeq and is a predicted model, not a curated record. Gene Ontology annotation, biological process: digestion. Gene Ontology annotation, cellular component: extracellular region; axon. The transcript is spliced from 4 exons. NCBI's taxonomy places the organism in Eukaryota, Metazoa, Chordata, Actinopteri, Cyprinodontiformes, Fundulidae. Gene Ontology annotation, molecular function: neuropeptide hormone activity.
GGCUGAGCGGUGAGUAUAAAAGGGGCAUCCUUCCCACUCAUCAGAGAAGAGCUCACUUCAUUCUUACACACUUCUUUAAUACGGCAAGCCUUUUUUUCUCAAGAUGAAUGUAGGAUUGUGUGUGUGUGCUGCGCUGGCAGUCCUGUGCUCAAGCUGCUUCGGACUGCCGUUCUCCCCCCAGCCCCAAGAAGAGGAGCAGCGCUACUUCUCAGCUCCCUCUGAAGCUGUCUUUGAGGCUGAGAGCCCUGCCCUGGGAGAGACCCACCUCCGACACAGCCGCUCAAGCUCCCAGCUGAAAUCUCUUUCUCAGGCUGAGGAGGACGCAGACUCCCGUGCAAACCUCAGCGAGCUGCUGGCAAGGCUCAUCUCCUCACGGAAAGGUUCCGUGCGCAGAAACUCCAUGGCCCAGAAAAAAGGUGGCGGUUUGGGCACCAAGCACCGGAUAGCAGACAGGGACUAUGUUGGGUGGAUGGAUUUUGGCCGGCGCAGCGCUGAAGAGUUUGAGUACUCCUCAUAAGGAGAAGCAGCUUCUCCUUGAUGGAAAAAAAUAAUAAUAACAUGCCAAGCUGGGUCCCCACUGUCACCUAAUAAGAGCCUAUUUAUGACGUCUUUGUUGUACAUUUGUUUGUAAAACUGUAAUAACGCAAUAUUCAUUCUGUUUGCCAAAUCUUUUGCAGAAAAGCUCUUUCUGUUUGUUUUCUUGUUUAUCUGGUUUCUUUAUCAUUCGGGGUGAAACGAUUUGGGUCUGUUGAGACUAACUGGACUGAAUAAAGAUUAUAAAUACCC